Molecule: messenger RNA, 1080 nt
Organism: Yarrowia lipolytica CLIB122
Lineage: Eukaryota; Fungi; Ascomycota; Dipodascomycetes; Dipodascales
Biological process (GO): proteasome-mediated ubiquitin-dependent protein catabolic process; nucleotide-excision repair
Cellular component (GO): cytosol; nucleoplasm
Molecular function (GO): proteasome binding; damaged DNA binding; polyubiquitin modification-dependent protein binding
Source: RefSeq, a predicted model, not a curated record
AUGCUCGUCAAAUUGAGAGACACAAAACGCCAACAGUGGACGGUGGACGUGGAGCCUAGCGACACGGUAGAGACGCUGAAGACCAAAAACGCCGAGGGCAAGGAUUACGGCGUGGGCGACCAAAAGAUGAUUUACUCCGGCAAGAUUCUCGCCAACACCACCUCCAUCGAGUCGCUCAAUCUAAAGGAGGACGCCUUCAUUAUUUGCAUGAUUAGUAAGCCUAAGGUGAAGGCCGCCGCUGCUGCUCCUGCUGCUGCCGCGCCUGUUGCUGCUGCUCCUGCGGCCGCCGAGCCUGCUGUUGCCCCCGUCACUCCAGCAACAAGCCGGUCGGUGGCCACCCCCGGAGCCCCCACCAACAGUGGCAACGUUGUGGGCAACACAGAGACCCCCACGACCGGAGGCGCCGAUGCUUCUACCACCGGCGACAUUGGCGCUGAAUCUGGCCCCGCCGCGUCUGCUACCGCCGCCGUCACCACCGCCAUCAACAACAUGGUCGACAUGGGAUACCCCCGAGACCAGGUGGAGGCCGCGAUGCGGGCCGCCUACAACAACCCCGAGCGGGCCGUGGAGUACCUGCUCACGGGCAUUCCCGAUCACGUGAUUGGCGAGGAGGCCGACGACGACGUGCCCGAGUCCAACACGGACACGGACCUGUUUGCUGAGGCCGUGGCGCAGCAGGGCCAAGGGGCGUCUGUGGCGCCCAACACCUCUGCGCUCGACUUUUUGCGGGACAACCCGCAGUUCAUCGAGAUGCGGCGGAUGGUGCAGCAACAGCCUCAUCUUCUGGAGCCGUUGAUCCAGCAGCUGGCGGCGUCCAACCCCCAGCUGGCUGCUCUCAUCACCCAGAACUCGGAGGCAUUCCUGCACCUGCUAGGCGAGGGUCUGGAGGAGGGCUCUGGCGGCGUGCCCGAAGGUACCACCGAGAUCCAGGUGACUCCCGAGGAGAGCGACGCUAUCGAGCGUCUGGCUGCUCUGGGUUUUGAGCGAAACCUCGUCAUUCAGGCGUACUUUGCCUGCGACAAGAACGAGGAAGUGACCGCCAACUAUCUGUUGGAGCACGGUUAUGACGACGACGAGUAA